GUCACGCCGGCCCCACGUGCGCCGUUGCCGUUCAACAUGCACGGCGGCCUGGAUGUUGCCACCUCGCCACAAUGAACGUGACGGGUUGCCAGGGCGCGGCUGGUUUCCGGAACAACUUGUCACUCAACAAGGACACCCACGUCAGCCAGCGCGGACCUCAUCGUGCCGGGCGUCUUCAGAUCCACGCUAAAUGUCCAUCAGUCCAGGUCCACCGUUCGCGGAACUUUCUGUGUGUUGCCUGGAUGAUGAGCGCACGCAUGACACUCCGAGCGCUUAUGCUCUUUCCGUUUCCCUCUUUCUUUCCGUCUUUCACCACCACCUUCGUCACUCGUUUUGCGCCGUGCUGCCCUCCGCCAGGAGUGGGACUGGUCGUCGCCCUUCCGCUCGUUAACUGGCCGUGCAUGCGCCCCUAAGUCCCGAGGAAGGCAUCCAUCCCCACUCCCCCUGAAUAGGAUAGACUUGCUUCUCUAUCUCCUUCGCGGUAUCUGGUAGCCCAUGCGCUCUGUUCUUGCCCGCAGACGAGUGUUUGGUAGACACUCUGCUGGCGCUUAUGGCUUGCCGAACGCACGGAGUCCAAUACCCGCAAACGUCCACAACGCGCACCAUGCGCGCGACGCUGGCCUCGGCCUGCGAUCCCGCGACGUGCCCGCGGGCGCAGCCAGUCCUUGUAACGCAGACUGCCACACCGGAGUAACAACCACAGCCGCAUCUGCCACAGAUACCGCACCCGCAGCAGGUACCCAGACUACGGCGCAGACGCAGUCUGUUAUCUUCACCUACGCGCCAGCGGGAGGCGGACAGGGCUCCUUCACCCGUGCUUCUGAUUCUAGCACGUCCACCGAAGCUACAGAGUACACUUCUGAGAGUGCGGGAGUGGACUCUGGGACCUACUUCACUACCUCAGCUGCUACAGAUGAAAUUGUGUACACCGACGUCGAGGCGUCCACCACGUUCUCCGUCGCCCCAACCUCAUUCCCCACGGCCGAUUCCGACCCUGAACCUACCACUCGGUCAACGAAGUCAUCGUCCGGUCAGAGCGAGAGAACCGCCUACACCCUAAGCAGCUCUCACACUUCCACCGCCCUUUCCCUCUCCGAACCUUCCUCUCUCACCUCUUCCUCCGCCGCUGCCGCCCAAACAUCCUCCGCUGCCACCUCUCAGCCCACCACCUCCAACACCGCCGCUCUCGCCGGCGGCAUCAUUGGCGGUCUCGUCGGCCUCGGCCUCCUGAUCCUCCUCGUCAUGUUCAUCAAGCGGCGUCAGCAACGGCCCCGCUCCCUCGAAAUCGGGAAACUCGCACCCUCUCAGGCGUUCAUGCGCGAAAACAGUGAUGCGCGGAGUCGGUAUGUCGCGAACGGGGCGAGCUUUGCGCGGAUCGACUCGCGGGAUGAGCAGGGCGAUGGCACGGUGCGCGCGCCGACGCCUGCGUGGAUGCAUCCGAGGGCGAAGACGCCGGAGUCGACGAAGACAUUCCUGAAUCUUGAUUAA
Messenger RNA from Schizophyllum commune H4-8, 1488 nucleotides. RefSeq lists its product as uncharacterized. The coding region runs from base 496 to 1488 and encodes 330 amino acids. The transcript is spliced from 3 exons. Lineage: Eukaryota; Fungi; Basidiomycota; Agaricomycetes; Agaricales; Schizophyllaceae. The record is from RefSeq and is a predicted model, not a curated record.